GCGUCAUUAUCAAAAUACGAGUUGAUUUUCAGCGUUUAAAAGACUUUAAAAAGAAAAAAAACACAGAUGAGAACAUGCAUAGCGACAAGAAAUUAACCAAGGAAGACACAUGGAGACCAGCUGACCUGAGAAGACACAUCAGGGAGGAGGGACAUGGUGAUGACAAUGUCAGGAGGCGAGACGACAAUGAGAGAAGGCACCGUGGUGGAGAAUCCAUAGAGAGACGCCGCAGGGACCCAGAGAAGGAGUCCAGACGAGAGAGAGACAAACCCAGGGAGAUCCCAAGGGAGAGAAGGGAUGAAGACGAAAAAGACAGAUAUGCAGAUCGACGAAAAGAGGGCUCACAGGAUAGGAGAGGCGAUAAGGAAAAGGAUAGAAAGGAUGACAGGGAGAAGAGAAGGGAAAGAGACAAGUUGGUAGAUGGGAAGAGGUACGAUGAUGAUAACAAGAGGCGAGAUAGAGAGGACAAGCCUGAAAGGGAGAAGGACAAGGAAAGACACAGAGAUAAGGAGAAAGAGAGGGAGAGGGGUAAAGAGAGACGCAAUGAGGAGGACAGGGACAAAAGAAGGGAAGAGAGAGAAAAGGAAAGACGGAGAGAAGAGAGGGAGAGAGAGCACAGGACUGAGAGGGAGAGACGGAAACACGAUGAAAGUGGAGAAGGAGAAAGAGAUCGGGUGGAGAGGCACGAAAGAGAAAAGAGAGAUCGGCAUCGAGAGAGAGAGCGACCGAAAGAUGAACACGAAGACAAGAGGAAUGACAAAGAGAAAGAGAGACGAGAGAGACAUGGAGACAGAAAGCAUUUGGACGUGAAGGACGAAAGAGAGGACAAAGAAGAACAGAGAAAACAUAAAGAGGAGAGAGAAAGGAGACAGAGAGAGAGAGGACAUCAUGAUGAAAAGCGGAAACAUGACAGCGCGUCCACGGAGAAUCGAGACUCGAAGGGUUCGGGUGAAGAGGUCAGGCGUCACCGUGGUGACAGAGACCGAGCAGAACGGGACAAACACAAAGAGAGGAGGGAGAGAGAGGAGGAGGAACCGGAGAGAAAUCAUCACAGAGACACGACCAGCUCCAAGAAAUCAGCAUCUGACAAAAGUCAUAAGCAUCAGACUAAAACUAAGGAUGUAGCAAUGGUAUCUGAGCAGCAGACAACUAAUAAGAACGAUGUAGAAGAGCCUCAGGUUGCCAAUGAUGAAGAUGUGGCUUACCAGGAAUAUGAAGAUGACUUUGAGGAUUAUGAAGAAGAUUUUGAGGAGAUGGAUGAGAGCGAAAACGAAGGUGAGGACGAGAGGGAGCCUCAGCAUCCAGAGGUGGGUGAAGAGAGGGAGGAACUUUCAGCACAAAGGAGGAAGGAAAUUGAAGCAAUUCAGAGAGCCAUGGAUGAAGAGAACGAGAGAGUCGGAACAGCUCAGUCCAGACAAAGUACGAGCAGAGAGGAGGAAGAAACGCCUAAAUGGUCCAGAGGAUCAGAAAAGAACCAGAGUAGAGCCUCCCAACGCGGGAAGUUUAUCGACUUUGUAGCCGCAAGACAGCGUGAAGUCAGCAAGAAAGUUUCAACAAAACAGAAGAAACGCAGUACAGAGCUUCUUCGCUUAAUUGAUCUGGAUUUCUCAAUGACAGUCUCCCUUUUGGAUCUGCCUCCAGUGAAUGAAUAUGACAUGUAUAUCAGAACCUUUGGAACUGCAAACACUAAGCAGGCUUACGUUCAGUGUAAUGAGGAUAAUGCAGAUAGAGACAUCCAGACAGAGGAGAUAGAGGUGUGUGAGAAGUGGACGCAGCAUCCUCCAGAGCACAAUGGAGCCUGUGGGGAUCCAAACCUCUCCCAUGAAGCACGAAACAAAAGUGAGAUGAGCAUUGAUUCGCAGCGUCUGACAGCGUUUCUGCGCUCAGCCUCUCAGGUCAUGGUUGUCUUGUUGGAAGAGGAUCGAGCUGAGAGAAAAUCCCUGAGGAAUGUGAGGUCUCAAAAAGACACGCUGUCUUUCAGCGAUGGAAGUUUACAGCUCAACACUAAUUUGUCUUUUCUUUAUGGUCGUUGCAUCAGCCUGGUUCACUUCUCUCAGGUCCAGAGGCACACCAUGAUGUCAGUCCACAGCCCGACAACUAAGCCCAGCGCUGUGCGUCUCGACAGCUGCACCAUCAUCUGCAUCUGGAACAUUUGGGAGCCGUCCAGACCUCAAAAAGUCCUCGUCUACGAAUCUGAGGUGCAGUGUUGUUGCUUCAGCCCUGGAAAGGCCACACUAGUGUUUGCAGGAACAUCAGUUGGCUCCGUGUUGCUGUGGGACCUGAGGGAGCACGCCAGUGACCAUUAUCGCCUGAAGAUAGGGGAGGAUGAGUGGACUUUCCGACAGCCGACCUUUUCCACUGAUGCAGUGAUGGCCGGCUCGAGCCAUUUCUCAUCUGUGACAUCUGUAGAAGUUGUCCCCUCCACUGCAGCAGGAGGGCUGAGGCCAGAGGUCCCCCUUUUGGCAUCCGAGGAAGAGUCGUCAGGAUUGUCAUUCCAGCUGGCUUCUCUGGAUGAAAUGGGGGUUUUGAAUUUCUGGGUGGUGGUGGAACUCCCAAAAGCCAACGAGGCCGGCUCUCCAACUGAUCUAGGGCUGAGGCCUGGCGGCAAAGUGAAGUUACUUCACAGCGCCCACCUCCUCACUGCUGAGAGGAUAUCACCGCGAGAUGCAGCGAAAACAGGGCCGUUACAGACACUUCUUUUAAGAUUUCUUCCGACAGACUCCAAUCAUUUCUUUAUCGGCACCAAUAUGGGUCUGGUCAAUCAUGAAACAAGUCACGGUUUAAAGGCUCCACCAAAGUUUUACAGGUUUCAGGAGGCUGGAGUCCGACCUAUUGAUGUCACCUCGAUCCACUUUUCUCCAUUCAGGCAAAAAUUGUUCUUGGUUGGCUGUGAGGACGGCAGCAUCAGGCUCCAUGAGGUCAGCCACGAGCUUCCUGUGGCAGAGUGGAAGAACGGUACAGCUGGUGAACCUGUGGUCUCACUGCAGUGGACCCAGACCAGACCUACAGUCUUCUGUGUGCUCGACGCAGCCUCUAACCUCCACAUAUGGGACCUGCUGAAAAACGACACGGAGCCUGUGGUCACCGAAAGGAUGGACUCCGACAGGGUGACUGCCAUGGCCGUGUUUGGAGACUCAGGACAACAAAACACAUAUUCAGGAAUAGCACUUGCACACGAGUCAGGAAAGAUAGAAAUGCAAUAUUUCAGCAGAGAUCUUACUGUGCCUAUUACUGCAGAAGAGGAGAAGUUGGAGAGCAUGAUGACUGAAGCCUUCUGAAACUCUGCAUCUUGUAUGGCUGCAUUUGGACUGAUGUGUUAAUUCAAAAAAAUGUUAGGACUCUGGAAGAGCCUAGAUAUCAAUUAUUUAAUCUCUUUUUGUUAUUGUUGGUUUGUAUAUUUGUCAUAUUAAAAUUUGAAAUGCAUUAUACAUUUUUCCCAUAUUGCAAAAUAAAUUACAUAAACACAUGGCUGAAUA
This is a messenger RNA of Anoplopoma fimbria (sablefish), 3476 nucleotides long. It is a transcript of the gene dync2i1, whose product is annotated as dynein 2 intermediate chain 1. Lineage: Eukaryota; Metazoa; Chordata; Actinopteri; Perciformes; Anoplopomatidae. Gene Ontology annotation, molecular function: dynein heavy chain binding; dynein light chain binding. Gene Ontology annotation, biological process: intraciliary transport. The transcript is spliced from 23 exons. The record is from RefSeq and is a predicted model, not a curated record. Bases 75 to 3278 code for a protein of 1067 amino acids. Gene Ontology annotation, cellular component: cytoplasmic dynein complex.